Molecule: messenger RNA, 2688 nt
Organism: Exophiala xenobiotica
Lineage: Eukaryota; Fungi; Ascomycota; Eurotiomycetes; Chaetothyriales; Herpotrichiellaceae
Exons: 4
Coding region: 504-2354 (616 amino acids)
Biological process (GO): transmembrane transport
Molecular function (GO): transmembrane transporter activity
Source: RefSeq, a predicted model, not a curated record
CGGCCAUCUCCUUCUCACUCACCAAUUGACUGAGGGGUCGAUCGCAGGAUGCAGUGUCGCUUGCAUAGGGUUACAAUGUCUAAAUACGCUUGAUGCAGUUGGUCGCCGGCCUUAUCAACAACCACUCGUUGUCCAGGCCAGUGGCAGACGAAGCUAUCUUCAGGCCACCGUUCUUCUAAGACGCUAUCAUCCCUCGAUAUGUCCUGAAUGUCAGCCAAUCAGACGCAGGCCGCAUACUCUAUCGAUGUCCCCUUGUCUCUCAGUACCAAUGGCAGCAUCAUAGUUAGCUGGAAUCGAUUGUGACGGUGUACUGUACGUCCUCCACGAAUCUGCACUUGGCAUGCUACAGAAGUCUUGCCCGCAUUACGGCUGUGAUCCUGGAUGGUCAUGUCUUCGGACAUAUCCCACGCCUGUCACCUGUUGUCACAACUGGGGGAUACUUAGCCACGUCCCUCCCCCAGGCCAUACCUGGACCUGACCUGUAUGACUUGGUGUUUGCAAAGAUGGAUGCUGUAACCGUGGUGGACCACCACCACGCCCCUUCAAGCCAGCAAGAGUCUGAUGAUGGCCGCCAUGCUGCGACAGAUGGAGGAUAUCAACAUGAUGACCUGGAAACGGCAAAACAGAGUGUGAUCGUGACCGAUUCCACCUUGACUAGCGGCACAGCUCGAGCAGAGGCGAUGCAACUUGUCUGGGGCAGACAUGGAAGGCUGAUAGUAUGGCUGGGCAUCAGUAUGAUGCUGAUUGUCUACCAAUUCGACAAUGCUCUGCUCUACAACUAUCGAAACUAUGCUGCCUCGGCCUUCAACAAUGUCGCAGGUCUGGGUACUCUUGCUGUAGCCGGAAAUAUCGUCUUCGCUGUUGCCAAACCACCUAUCGCCAAAAUCUCCAAUGUGAUAGGCCGUCCGGAAACAUAUGUCUUCUGCAUCCUGUGCUACUUAUUGGGGUACAUCCUUUGCGCCAGCUCGUCGAGCUUUGGUGUCUAUGCUGGGGGCUUUGUCUUUGCGAAUCUCGGCCAGACCGGAGUCAACAUCCUCAACGACAUCAUCAUCGCCGACAUCACAAGUAUGAGGUCCAGAGCCUUUGCCAUUGGCAUCAGCUUCUUUCCAUUUUUGAUCACUCCUUGGAUCAGUGGCUUCAUCGUUGAAGACGUCGUCGAGCCUGGAGGCAUAGGUUGGAGGUGGGGAAUUGGCAUGUUUGCAAUCAUCAUGCCAGUGGCGGCCAUCGCUCUAAUAGGACCGCUCUUGUAUUACCAAAGGCGAGCCAAGAGGAUGAGUGUUGUUUUGACACAGAAGAUGACGUUGCGCGACUUCUGUUCUCAGAUCGACCUUGGAGGAACAUUCCUUCUUGCGGCUGGGUUCUCGAUGUUCUUGAUCCCUUUCAGUCUGGCUGGUACGACCCCCAGGAGAUGGAAUACCGGCUAUAUCAUCGCACUGAUAGUACUCGGCGCUUGCACGCUUUGCGGGCUUAUACUGUACGAGAUCUUCGUCGCCGCACACCCAAUCCUCCCUGCUCGAUACUUCAGAAAUGCGUCCAUCGUCAUCUGCUGCUCACUCGGCUUCCUGGAUAAUUUGGGUUUCCAAGCGACACAUACCUACCUCUACACCUGGGCCACGACCGUCCAUAACAUGGGACCACGGGAUGCGACGUUUCUCAACUACACGAAUGGCGUCUGGCAGUGUCUCAUCGGCAUCAUAGCCGGCGCAAUCAUGUACAAAACCAGACGCUACAAGUGGCUCAUGGUGAUUGGCACAGCAGUCAAACUGCUUGGCUUCGGCAUGAUGAUACGCUUGAGAGGUGCAAACAAUUCAUGGGCUGAACUGUUCGUUGUCCAGUCAAUCCAGGGGUGGGGGUCUGGGAUCAUUGAAAUCGGCAUCAUCGUGGGAGCUCAGGUUGUUGUUCCUCACACAGAAAUGGCGCAGGUGACGGCUCUCGUCUUGCUCUGCGCAUUCGUCGGAGCUGCGAUUGGCAAUGCUAUUGCUGGCGGUAUCUACAGCGACACUUUCAAAGAUGCCCUGCGAAACCAUCUAGGAGCUGGAGCCACAGACUCGGUCGUGAACGCCGUUUUCGAGUCCAUUACAAGUGCAACGAUACCUGCUGAAGGCACCCUACAGCGCAAGGCUGUCAACCUAGCUUACUCCGAUGUACUUCGCAACAUCACAUACGCCGCCUUGGGAACAUCGGCAAUCUGCUUGGUGAUAGCCUUCUUGCUACCUAAUCUCCAGCUGAGGGACGGUCAGAGUUUGGUGUCGAGCGGCAGUGCUGACGUUCAUGAAGCGAGUGCAGAAACGGCGGAUGAUGGGAGGGCGAAAGGAAAUGAAGCGGGAGGUGAGAUCCAGGCUACCAAGACCUGAACUUUCCCAGGCAAAGCAGUCAGACAUGAAUCUGCUUGACCAGACUGUCACCCAAAUCAUUGAACGCCUCGUGGUUCUGAAACUCCUUCGAGCUCUUCGCUUUCCAGGCCGCGCCAUCACCACCCGGUACUGCAUUCUGGCCUGUGAAUGCGAUGUACAAUACAUCCGCAGGCCCAUGUCCGUUGUCGUUCGUCAUGGAGUCGCCGAAGCAGAGUCUCGCCAAAGAAAUGGAUGCUUCACCCACCAAAGGAGGUCCAUCGCUGCCAUUCUCGUCUCCCCAUAUGCCAUAGAACUUGGGAUAUUUCAGUGCGCGCGUAUAGUAUGUGGGCAGAGU